AUGGAUGAGCAGCACCUCCGAUUCACUGUGAAGCUGGCUGACUGGAGGAGAAUGAUCCAAGGGGCACUUAAACAUGAUGAGGAAAGCAAAGCUGUGGCUAAUUUCAACAUGCACCUCAUGCCAGAAAACUCAUCUUUAAUGCCAGAAAUGGCUUAUUGUCAAAGAGACCAUGACUGGGAAUUUGCAUGGAAUGACAAAGGACACACUGUCAUGUGGAAAGUGCAUGAUCCAAAAUCAAUGGAAGUUCGUGACUUCAUUGAUCCAAGUCUGAAGAAAAAAUGGGAGGAGAAAUGGGCCACAGCAGUUCGCACAGUCAACCCGACACCCACGGAAGACGGGAGACCUUCCCGCUACAUCCUCUCCAUGUUCCCUUAUCCGUCGGGGAACCUUCACAUCGGGCACGUUCGAGUGUAUUCCCUUGGCGAUACUCUGGCUCGAUUCUGGAGGCAUCGAGGAUUCAAGGUGAUCCAUCCGAUCGGUUGGGAUGCCUUCGGACUACCGGCCGAAAAUGCCGCCAUCGAGAGGGGCGUCGAUCCCAGGACGUGGACCGAGGAGAACGUCGCUCAGAUGAGGAAAGAACUCCAGGAUUUGGGCUUUGCCUUCGAUUGGAACCGGGAAUUUUCGACCUGCGACCCUGCUUACUACAGAUGGACUCAGUUCAUUUUUCUGAAACUUUUUGAAGCUGGUCUUGCCUAUCAGGGACAUGCAGAGGUGAAUUGGGAUCCGGUGGACGAGACCGUCCUGGCGGACGAGCAGGUGGACGACGACGGCUGCUCCUGGCGCUCGGGUGCCAAAGUCCAGAGACGCCUCCUGAAGCAAUGGUUCCUCCGUGCGACCGCUUUCUCCGAUUCUCUUUAUUCUGGGCUGCAGGACGAUUCUCUUCAGGGAUGGAGGGACAUAAAAGCCAUGCAAGAGCACUGGAUCGGGAAGCCAAACGCGCUCCAUUUUCACAUGGUCGUCGUCAAGGCCGAUCGGGUCGAAGUGGGAAACGUCACAGCUUGGAGUUUGAUUCCACAGCAUCUGGCCAAUCCUGCCGUGUUGUGCCUGAAACCGGGUCACUUCUUGAUCCAACGGCAUGGGAAUCCUCGAGAGGCGGUUCAGGAUUUGUGGGCUGUGAACCCUCUGACUGGCGACAGAGUGCCUAUUGUUGUGCUGAAGGAUGGUGAGCAUGGCAUUCAGUAUCCAGCAAAGACAGAUUCGAGGCUGUUGCAUCCGCAGCUCCUCUCAGAAGAGGAAGAGGUCCUCUCAAAUUAUUUAACGACCGUCCUCAGAUGGACAUCUACGGGAGAGUCAAGGGAGAUGAGCAUCGAUGAUGUAAUAAGGACUUUGAAAGCUAAAGGAAGUGGGGGUUACUGGUCAUCUCCACACCUCAGGGACUGGUUGAUUUCCAGGCAGAGAUAUUGGGGGACUCCCAUUCCCAUCGUCCACUGCCCCGAUUGCGGAGCGGUCCCGGUUCCUCCGUCGCAGCUUCCCGUCGCCCUCCCGGAUCAGGGGACCAUCCGAGGGAAACCUCUGCCUCUGUCCCAGUUCCAAGAUUGGGUGAAUGUUUCCUGCCCGAAGUGUAACCGCGCCAGCCGACGAGAAACCGACACGAUGGACACCUUCAUGGACUCCUCUUGGUACUACCUCCGAUUCUUGGAUCCAAGCAAUUCCCACCAAGCCUUCAAUAUAGAUGCAGUCCGUCCCCAUCUUCCAGUUUAUUUAUACAUUGGGGGGAAGGAACAUGGUGUACUCCAUCUCUAUUAUGCAAGAUUCAUCCAGCACUUCUUGGAAUCUCUGGGGAUGGUGCCGUGCCGAGAGCCGUUCCGGCACCUGUGCGUCAUCGGUCAGGUCAUGGCAGAGACCUUCAGGGUCGAGACCUCUGGGAAGUACCUCCCUGCAUCGCAAGUGAACCGGACCGAGACUGGAGCCACGGAAAAGGAAACGGGUCUGCCGGUAGAGGUCGGAUGGGAGAAGAUGUCCAAGUCCCGUCGCAACGGCGUCUCUCCGUCCGCGCUGCUGGAGGACGUCGGAAGGGAUACCCUCCGUCUGCUGGUCAUGGACGAUGCCGCCCCUCGCUCGGAGCGGAAGUUCUCUCUGCACAGUGGAAUCCCAUCAGCUUUGCCAGGAUUGGAACGAUGGCAGAAGCGUCUCUGGCAGACGGUCACCGAUCUCGUCGCCGUUCGGAGUUCCGAAUCCGAGGCGAGUCCGUCCCGGAUCCCGGACGAGGAGUUCCGGAGGCACGAGAGGGAGAUGAGGGAAUCGAGGAACUUUCACGUGGGCGUCGUCACUUACGAGAUGGAGAGCACCCUCAAGGUCUCGGUCGUCAUCCGACGCCUCGUGACCUUCACCAAACGCCUUCGGGGUCGUCCGUCCGAGGUGAUGCAGAGGAGUGAAGAGUUUGAGAAGGCCCUGGGGACUCUCCUGGUUCUAGCCUCCCCUCUCGUUCCACACCUCUCUUGUGAACUGUGGGAAAUGAUGUCUUCGCUUCCCCCACGACACACCUCAUCCCACUUUUCUUGGGAUCGGACCGUAUUGGAGCAACGGUGGCCGACGGUCGACGGCGACUACAAGGUCGGCCUCACGAUCAAGGUGAACGAGUCGAACCGGGGAACCUUGGAGUACGCUGCAAAGGAUCUGGAGGACCUGUCGGCGGACGACGCCCUCGAGGCCGCCCUGACCCUCCCCGGCGUCCAGAAAUCCACGGCUGGAAAGACCAUCACGAAAACCCGCUACAGAUUCUUCCCCGGCUUCAAAGCCGUGCUCCACAUCUCCGCCUCUUCGUAACUCCUCGUCCGAUUCCUCGAUCCUCGCCGUGUCUAUGCGAUG
Molecule: messenger RNA, 2808 nt
Organism: Darwinula stevensoni
Lineage: Eukaryota; Metazoa; Arthropoda; Ostracoda; Podocopida; Darwinulidae
Source: the annotation of a GenBank genome assembly